Molecule: messenger RNA, 891 nt
Organism: Ochotona curzoniae (black-lipped pika)
Lineage: Eukaryota; Metazoa; Chordata; Mammalia; Lagomorpha; Ochotonidae
Gene: HOXB6
Product: homeobox B6
Exons: 2
Coding region: 217-891 (224 amino acids)
Biological process (GO): regulation of transcription by RNA polymerase II; anterior/posterior pattern specification
Cellular component (GO): nucleus
Molecular function (GO): DNA-binding transcription factor activity, RNA polymerase II-specific; RNA polymerase II cis-regulatory region sequence-specific DNA binding
Source: RefSeq, a predicted model, not a curated record
CUCCUGGGUGCUAUUUGACAAUUCCUGACUCUACCAUUGGUCAGUGUUGGAUCAGAUGGUUGUAUUUCCUUCUGGCCCUCACUGGCACCUCGCCAUCCCCCUUCAGCUAAAACCCAAUCUCGGAUAUACUACUAAUAGGCGCGGCGCUCGGACUAUAAAACACAACAAAUCAUAAACCCGGCGGAGCAGCAGUGGCCGCGCGCGCCUCCCCUCCCAAUGAGUUCCUAUUUCGUGAACUCCCCCUUCCCCGUCACUCUGGCCAGCGGGCAGGAGUCCUUCCUGGGCCAGCUACCGCUGUACUCGUCGGGCUAUGCGGACCCGCUGAGGCACUACCCCGCACCCUACGGGCCGGGCCCGGGCCAAGACAAGGGCUUUGCCGCUUCCUCCUAUUACCCACCGGCCGGCGGCGGCUACGGCCGAGCGGCGCCCUGCGACUACGGGCCGGCGCCGGCCUUCUACCGCGAGAAGGAAUCGGCCUGCGCGCUCUCCGGCGCCGAGGAGCCGCCCCCGUUCCACCCGGAGCCGCGGAAGUCAGACUGCGCGCAGGACAAGAGCGUGUUCGGCGAGACGGAGGAACAAAAGUGCUCCACUCCGGUCUACCCGUGGAUGCAGCGGAUGAAUUCGUGCAACAGUUCCUCCUUCGGGCCCAGCGGCAGGAGAGGCCGCCAGACCUACACGCGCUACCAGACGCUGGAGCUGGAGAAGGAGUUCCACUACAACCGCUACCUGACCCGGCGGCGGCGCAUCGAGAUCGCGCACGCCCUGUGCCUGACCGAGCGCCAGAUCAAGAUCUGGUUUCAGAACCGGCGCAUGAAGUGGAAAAAGGAGAGCAAACUGCUCAGCGCGUCCCAACUCAGUGCGGAGGAGGAGGAAGAAAAGCCGGCCGAGUGA